AUGAUGUCCUGGUGGUCGUCCUCGGCCAAUACGGCUCUGGACGAACAGAUUGAAAAGGCCACGAGCAGCAGCCUAGAGGAUAUUGCUCUCAACCUCGAAAUCUCCGAUGUUAUUCGAUCGAAGACGGUCGCGCCCAAGGAGGCCAUGCGCAGCCUCAAACGUCGCAUUGGCAACAAGAACCCCAAUACGCAACUCAGUGCUCUCAAUCUUACCGAUACAUGUGUCAAGAAUGGCGGCUCGCAUUUCCUCGCCGAGAUUGCCUCGCGCGAAUUCAUGGAUAACAUGGUGUCGCUCCUUCAAGCCGUUGGCGGAGGCGCGGUCAAUGCCGAGGUCAAGUCGAAGAUCCUUGAACUCGUUCAGUCUUGGGCUGGUGCGGCAGAAGGACGGUACGAGCUUUCUUACAUCGGGGAAGUGUACCGAACACUACAGCGUGACGGCUACCACUUUCCACCCAAGAUCGCGGUUGCCAGCAGCAUGAUUGACAGCAAUGCGCCUCCGGAAUGGGCCGACUCUGAGGUCUGCAUGCGCUGCCGCACUGCCUUUACCUUCACGAACCGAAAGCACCACUGCCGUAAUUGUGGCAACUGCUUCGACCAGCAGUGUUCGGCCAAGACUGUCGCGCUUCCACAUCUCGGCAUACACACACCCGUUCGAGUCGACGACGGCUGCUAUGCCAAAAUCACCGGGAAAGGCUACAAAGAACUAGGUCCUCUACAGGACCGCUCUCCAACGUAUCCGCACAAAACCAAGAGCACCACAGCUAUGCAGCCGCGCAAUGCUCGUGUGGAGGACGACUUUGACGAAGAUAUCAAGAAGGCUCUGGCUAUGAGCUUGGAGGAGGUCAACAGCUCAACCAAGGGCAAAGUUUCGGCUCCCGUCAACGGGAACAAAGCAAGCGACCCAUCGACCGCGAAGCAAGCCGAGGAAGAAGAUGCCGAUCUGCGCGCCGCGAUUGCCGCAUCGUUGGCUGACAUGGAGGAGCAGAAACAGAAGCACAGUGCUGCGCUAAAGGAGCAAACCGACACACCGUCGAGAAGCACGGCGAAUGCUUUUGCCAUGCCCAAGAACGAUUACGAAUUGACGCCCGUCGAAGCUGAAAACAUCAACCUAUUUUCCACCUUAGUCGACCGUCUUCAAACACAACCUCCCGGAACAAUCCUUCGAGAACCGCAAAUCCAAGAAUUAUAUGAUAGUAUCGGCACGCUGCGGCCAAAACUGGCGCGCACCUACGGCGAGACAAUGAGCAAGCAUGACACGUUGCUUGAUCUGCAUGCAAAGCUUUCAACCGUCGUUCGAUACUACGACCGAAUGCUCGAGGAGAGAUUAUCGAAGGCGUACAGUCAGCAAAACCUCGGUUUUAGCCCGGCUGCUGUCCGCCAACAUGCUAGCCCAUACCCGUCUAUUUCUGCACAGAACACCGGCAACGCGCACGGGGAAUCGUUUUACACAGGACAGCAGCUAGGCUAUCCCUCUAUGCGAACCCCCAACCUGCAGCAAGCACAACCCAGCCAGCCUCAAUUUACUUCCUAUGGCGCAAGACCCGAUCUGGCUCAGAGCCACUACCCGUCAAUGCAGAACCAGGCAGAACCAGACCAUAUGCCGGUAUCUCACCAGCCUGUCAUGUCGCCUUCUGCCGACCCAAACAUGGCAUACUACGCCAAUCCUAACGCACCACCUCCUUCCGGCCCAUCAGCUCCCGCACCUGCACCAGAUGCCACGCGAUCACCAUACCCAAACCUCCAACAGAUCCAGCAUCACCGGGGAUCAGUGUCAUCGCAGACGCAAGGCACGCCUGUGCCGGCGCAGACGCAGCUGUCCCAACCCCCUCUCCAGGCACAGCAAGCUCCCGCGCAAGCUGUGCCUAGAGCCCAUCAGCAGCCAUAUUGGCAGCAGACCCAGGCGCCCGCGCCGCCGCAACAAACCCCUCAGAACUGGGGGUAUGCUGGACAGUUUCCAUCUGUUCCGCAGCAUGAGCCUGUGAAGCAGCCCGCACAAGAGGAGGCGCUGAUUGAGCUAUAG
This is a messenger RNA of Akanthomyces muscarius, 2019 nucleotides long. RefSeq lists its product as uncharacterized. Gene Ontology annotation, cellular component: ESCRT-0 complex. The transcript is spliced from 5 exons. The record is from RefSeq and is a predicted model, not a curated record. The coding region runs from base 1 to 2019 and encodes 672 amino acids. Gene Ontology annotation, molecular function: ubiquitin binding; metal ion binding; phosphatidylinositol-3-phosphate binding. Gene Ontology annotation, biological process: protein targeting to vacuole; protein transport to vacuole involved in ubiquitin-dependent protein catabolic process via the multivesicular body sorting pathway. Lineage: Eukaryota; Fungi; Ascomycota; Sordariomycetes; Hypocreales; Cordycipitaceae.